Bacillus rossius redtenbacheri is the source of this 2754-nucleotide messenger RNA. RefSeq names its product homeodomain-only protein-like. The coding region runs from base 232 to 486 and encodes 84 amino acids. The transcript is spliced from 3 exons. The record is from RefSeq and is a predicted model, not a curated record. Gene Ontology annotation, molecular function: DNA-binding transcription factor activity, RNA polymerase II-specific; DNA binding. Lineage: Eukaryota; Metazoa; Arthropoda; Insecta; Phasmatodea; Bacillidae. Gene Ontology annotation, biological process: regulation of transcription by RNA polymerase II; cell differentiation. Gene Ontology annotation, cellular component: nucleus.
AGGGCCGCGGCUAACCAACAGCCCAGCUGUCUCGAUACGUCUACCGUGGCGCUCAGUUCAAGUCGUGAUCGCGUGUUGGCUGGUAGCGGCGGCGGAGACCAGGCUAGCAGACCAGCAGACCAGCAGACUACCAGACUAGUAGACCAGCAGACUUGCAGACUUGCAGAGUCGCCGGCGAGGAACCAUUGUUUUCUGCACAACUGCAACUGAGGAGGCGCGAGAGGCCGCCACAUGCUGCAGUCCGUGUCGCCGCGGCUGCCGGCGGGGGCGGUGUCCCGGGCGCCCCGCAUCAGCCCCGAGCAGGAGUCCGCCCUCGAGGCGCAGUUCCGGCGCGUCAAGAACCCGCACCCCACCGACCUGGAGCUGCUGGCCGCCGAGACGGGACUCGACGAGCGGGACGUGCAGGUGUGGUACGCGCAGAGGCUGGCCGCAUGGAGGCUGGAGCAGGGGCUGUCCCCCAGCAAGGCGACUCCCCUCCCCCGCUGAGAAGCCGCUGGUGUCGCCGGCAGCCAGCGACCGCUACAGGACACAUCUCGACCGCCAUCACCGCUCUCCCAGCUCAUCCUCCUGCACGGUCACCUCAACAAAUCAAAAUUUAAACACGAGCGAAUGUAAUGCAACGUUUUCCCACAAUUCGCAGGAACGUACUGUUGAGAGGUAAAACCUUUUCAGAUAUAAUCAACAGUUGAUUUAAAAAGGAAAAUUUUCAACUCUCUAAGCUAAAAUUAUUACUGUAAACUGAAGGGAGGUGCCAAGAACCCAAAAUGUGAUUCCUUACUUUCUCGCGAGUUUCGUGACCCAUGAGCUGAGGACACCGUGAAUACAGUCCUUUCCAAUCAUCAUCGCCACCCCAUUCAUUUGCGGCAGUAUGAAUUAUACUGCCAGUAUUGCAAUUAUGAGGAAAGUCUUGAUAAAAUCCACAAUAAAUCUUCAUAGUUAAUUUUUUCAAGCAAAGUCCAUAACAAUUGCUGAAAUUUGUGGUGUACUUCUGUUUUUAAUUUCAAUUCCACCUGAUGCACUGGUCUUGUGGAGGAAGUACACUCUUUAAUGGCUUAACAUCUGUCAUGCAUAAAUUCAGUGCUAUAAUGUCAAUUGGCACUCUUCUGCUAUUCAAGCAUCAACUUUCUUUUAUCUUAACAUUUGCUUGCAUCACGUACAAUUAAUUGUACACUAUUUUGAAAUGCAUUUUGUAAAAUAUGAUUGAAAGAACAAAUUUCUAAUCUUUCAAUCUAUGUAAACCUUUCAAGCAGUAAUAAUAAUAAUUAUUUGCAUAUCUUGAAAAGUUUUUUUAUACAAAUUUGGAAAAAAAAAAUAUAUCCUGUACACAGCUCAUUUAUUCAACCGAGAAGUUAAAUUUUCCCAUAUUUCAGGCUGUUGAUAUUAUCACAUGGAAAACUUCGAACUUCAUUCUGCCCAGCCAACGAACUCUAGAGCACAACUCGUUUUUGCGCUGUCGGACAGGGACAGCUCUUGAGUUCCAAGUCGCAGUCUGACAGAAAAAAAAAUCAACACUGCGGGCCAUUCAAAUGCUAGACUAGUUCAGAAGAAUACGUGUAGCUAGCACGGACAUGCCAGUAGAUUCUCGCUGCAAAUGUCUCUUCACACAAGCAUUAGUUUUAGAGCAAACAACUGUGUUGAUUGUAAUAAAAAAUAAAUAACAUUUUUAUACUACAGUGAAGAGCAAUAAUAAAGAAACCAAAGUAGUUAUACAAAUAAUCUUAAGGAAGAUUGAACCCUGCCACCUGGGAUUUUUCUUAAUGCUUGGAACUUGGUCACAUCUUGCAGCUUACAUUUCGUAAAUGAUUCCAAUGCAAGGUUUCUUUUGUUCUCUUUUCUCGUACUCAAAGAACCUGGUUUCCACUGAAGCGUGUCUCAUCUUUAUUUUACAGUGUUCACUUUAUGGGCAUUUACUCUCUCUUUCCCAUGCACGAUGCAUGCCAUUAGCGCUGUCUUUCUUUCGGUUUGCUCUUUGCCAGAACUCACACCAUAGAGCACAACAGUUCAUGCAUAAUUUGAAACAUUGUAUUUUGUGAAGAAAAAUUUGGAAUGAGAAUCUGGGAAGUACUUUUUUGUUGUCGAGAAAUACCUUUUAUUUUUGUCUCAUAUUCAAUUUUUUUUUUCUUUUAAGGAGACGGAGCUGAAAGACGCCACCUUGGUUUUUAAAUGUGUUUUUGUCAAAAAAUGUUUUAUAUAAUUUAAUAUUAAAAAUGUUUGUUCUGUUCGAGCACAGCACAUAAUUUAAUGAAAUGCCUCGUCAUUAACACAGACUGGCUUCUUUAAAUAGUUUCGCCUGUAAAAUAAUAACUGGUGUUAGGUCUUAGAAAAAUCAACAAAAUAGUCAAAUUAAAACAUAGUAUUUGAACUUACUAUAAUUAACAAUGAUAUAUCAGACUGGCACCAGUGGCCACCACUUAAGACUUUACUGCAAUAUAAACAUGAGACAGACUAUUAUCAUUCUUCUGUGCUUUCAGUCCAUAAGCUCUUGGUGCAAUUACAACCCGAUUUUACAAAACACAUACACGAGUUACAGCAAAGAAUGUAAAAACCCCAAGACAGCAGGCGCAAAAAAGCUUUGCGUUUGCGUACGACUAGCAACAUAAUAUGUGUGUGUACAUUACUUUAUAAAUAUCAACACAUUUAUAACUAUUAUGGAAUUUAUGAUGUUAAGUAUUUAAAAAAAAUGUAUAUGUAUCAUAAAAUUUGUUAAAAUAUUAAAACUGGUAUAUUUUUAUGUUACCCAAGUGCAGACACAAA